AUGGGGAGCCACAGCCUCCUCGCCGCCCUCCUGGCCGCUGCCCUCGCCGCCCUCCUGCCGCUUCCCGCCGCCCCCUCGGCCCACCGCAAGCUCCUGGUAUUCUUGCUCGACGGCUUUCGCUUCGACUACAUCGAUGACAGCGAGCUGGAGGGUCUGCCGGGCUUUCGGGACAUUGUGAACAUGGGGGUGAAGGUGGAUUACAUGACCCCAGACUUCCCCAGCCUCUCCUACCCAAAUUACUACACGCUGAUGACGGGUCGCCACUGUGAGGUCCAUCAGAUGACUGGAAACUACAUGUGGGACCAGAAGGCAAAUGUAUCUUUUGAUAUUGGUGUGAAUAAAGAAAGCUUGAUGCCUCUCUGGUGGAAUGGAUCUGAGCCUUUGUGGGUCACAAUGACGAAAGCUAAAAAGAACGUUUCCAUGUACUAUUGGCCCGGUUGUGAGGUCGAAAUCCUUGGAGUCAGACCAAGUUACUGCCGCGAAUACUUCAGUGUCCCAACAGACAAAAACUUUGCGGAUGCCAUCAGUGAUGCCCUCGAGACCUUGUGCAACGGCAGCGCUGAGAUGGCCGCGGUGUACUACGAGCGCAUUGAUGUGGAAGGCCACCACUACGGCCCUUUGUCCCAGCAGCGGAAGAACGCUUUGAAGGAGGUGGACAAAGCCUUGAGCAACAUGAUCUCACUCAUCAAAAGCAAAGGCCUUCAGAAUGAAGUCAAUGUCCUCCUCUUCUCCAACCAUGGGAUGACAGACAUCUCCUGGGCAGACAAAGUGAUUGAGCUGAACAAAUAUAUCAAUAUGAGCGAUACUAUACAAAUGAAGGACCGAGGUCCUGUUGUGAGCCUCUGGCCAGCUCCAGAGAAGCAUGCAGAGAUAUAUCAAAAAUUGAAAGCCGUGGAACACAUGGAUGUUUAUAACAUACAGGAUAUUCCAAACAGGUUUUUCUACAAAAAAGGAAAAUUUGUGUCUCCACUAACCCUUGUGGCCGAGGAAGGAUGGUUCAUAGUAGAGAGCAGGGACAAGCUGCCCUUCUGGGAAAACGGGACGGGCAAGAAGGAGGCCUGGCAGAAUGGCUGGCAUGGCUACGACAAUGAGCUCAUGGACAUGAGAGGCUUCUUCCUUGCAUAUGGACCAGAUUUCCGAUCCAACUACCGAGCACCACCCAUCAGAUCCGUGGAUGUUUACAACAUCAUGUGCAGCCUGGCAGGAAUACAGCCACUGCCCAACAAUGGCUCCUGGUCCAGGGUGGAGUGCAUGCUCCGAAACACAGCCCCCUUGGCACCACUCCCCCCGUGCAGCAGCUGUGCCCUGGCACUAGCUGUGCUCUCCCUGUUCGCCAAGCAGAUCUCCUUACUGUGAUCCCUGAACAAUGUCAGUCAGUGUCACCAGCAA
Molecule: messenger RNA, 1389 nt
Organism: Corapipo altera (White-ruffed manakin)
Lineage: Eukaryota; Metazoa; Chordata; Aves; Passeriformes; Pipridae
Gene: ENPP6
Product: ectonucleotide pyrophosphatase/phosphodiesterase 6
Exons: 8
Coding region: 1-1356 (451 amino acids)
Source: RefSeq, a predicted model, not a curated record